Messenger RNA from Monoraphidium neglectum, 1473 nucleotides. Its product is annotated as DNA mismatch repair protein mutS. NCBI's taxonomy places the organism in Eukaryota, Viridiplantae, Chlorophyta, Chlorophyceae, Sphaeropleales, Selenastraceae. Gene Ontology annotation, cellular component: nucleus. The record is from RefSeq and is a predicted model, not a curated record. The transcript is spliced from 7 exons. The annotation marks the transcript as partial. Gene Ontology annotation, biological process: mismatch repair. Gene Ontology annotation, molecular function: mismatched DNA binding; ATP binding; ATP-dependent DNA damage sensor activity.
GACGCCGUGCCCCUCACGUCCCGCGCCCUCGUGAAGCAGCUGCGCGCCGCGGUCGCCGCGAUCGAGGCGGUCGUCGCGCCCGUCCCGGAGGGCCGCCUCGGCGGCGGGGCCGUGCGGCGCAAGCGGCCGAUCGCGGCGGGGGAGCGGCAGGGGGGGGCGGAGGUGUUUGAGCGGCUGAGGCGACAGCGGGAGAGUCAUGGGCGCGUGCACGCGCACCUCAUCUGCGAUGAGGUGGCCAAGGUGGAGCGCGCCGCCGCCGCGGCGCUCUGGGAGGCCGAGCGGGUGCACUCCGGGCUGGCCGCCGGCUGGGCCGCGGGCAUCGCCGCCAAGCAGGCCAAGGCGCGCGGCGGCCGCGCGGCGGCGGCCGGCCCCAAGAGCCUGCCGUGCCUUUACCUGGAAAAAGGGGCGAGCGGCUACAUCUGGGCGCGAAUCCAGAACGUCAAGUCGUGCCCGACCAUUCUCGAGUCUGCUGCCGCGCUGGGCCUGGUUCACGAGCCCACCAAGCGCCCCAAGGGCGUCCGCGGCGCCGGCUUCCACUUCGCGCCCGCCCUCUCCGCCCGGCUGGACGCCUGGCGCUCCGCCGCCAACGCGGCGUCGGCGGCCGCGCGGCGGCGGCUGCAGCAGCUGGCGGCCGACCUGGAGCCCUCGCUGCCGGCGCUGGCGGCGGCGGCGAACUUCAGCGUCCUGAUGCAGGCGCUCGCGCUGCACGUGGCGCACGCCCAGCCCCGCGGCUGGACCGUGCCCGAGCUCGUGCCGCCGCCGGCGGCCGCGGGCGAGGCGGCCGGCAGCGAGGCGGCUGGCGGCAGCGGCGGUGGGGACGGCCUGGGGGACCCCGAGGGCCGGAGGCUGGUGCUGGAGUCCUUGUGGCCGUACUACAUGGACUCGCGCGAGUCGGCGACGGUGACUAAUGACGUCGAGCUGGACGGGAUGGUCAUGCUGACGGGGCCAAACAUGGCGGGCAAGUCCACGGCGCUCCGCGCCAUCUCGGCCGCCGCGUUGCUCGCCAACUGCGGCCUGCUGGUGCCCGCCAGGCGCGCGCGCGUUCCCCACUACGACGGGUUUGUGCUGCGCAACUUCAGCGGCGACGCGCCCAGCGAGAGGAUGAGCGCGUUCGGGGUGGAGAUUCGGGACAUGAGCAACCUGAUUGCCAUCGCGGGCCCGAGGACGCUGGUGCUGCUGGACGAGCUUGGCAAAGGUACAGAGGUCCGCGCCGGCACCGCCCUGGCGGGCGCCAUGCUGGAGGCCCUCGUCGCCCGCGGCUGCUCCGGCGUGUUCGCGAGCCACCUGCACCUGCUGCACUGCCUGCCGCUCCGCGAGGGCCCGCGCGGGCUGGCGCGGUGGCGGAUGGAGGUGCAGGACAGCGCGUGGCGGGGGCGCGGGGAGUACCCCCUCGCAGGUGCGCGCCGCGCGCCGCGGCAGCGGGGGUGGGGCGGGGAGGGGGGACUCGGGGAACAUGAGGGUGGAGGGGGCUGA